UAUAUAAUAGUAAUACCCAAGAAUUGCGCCACACUCUCUCUCCAAAACCCCAAACCCUAGAUUCCCCAAUUCCAUCCCUCUUGUCGUAAUUCUACCUCAGCUCGUAACCAAGUAGUGGAAUCAGUGAAACCCUAUGGCUGAUGCUGAAGUUGAUCAGAACAUAGAGGAACAUGAGGAGGAGGAAGAAGAGGAAGAGGAAGAACAAGACCAAGACCAAGACCAAGUGAUAGAGAACGUGGAGCAUGAGGAAAACGAAGGGCAGGAGGUGGCGGAGGAGGAGCCCGUCGCGGAGGCUGCAGCAGCACCACCACCACCACCAGAAGUAGCAGCACCAGCAGGGGGAACUGGUGGUGAUGGCGGCGGCGGCGAGAAGAAGUGGCCCGGGUGGCCAGGCGAGAGUGUGUUCCGUAUGUUAGUUCCUGCGCAGAAGGUUGGAGGUAUUAUUGGACGUAAAGGAGAGUUCAUUAAGAAGAUUGUGGAGGAGACACGUGCUCGCAUUAAGAUUCUUGAUGGUCCUCCUGGAACUUCUGAAAGGGCUGUAAUGGUAUCAGGAAAAGACGAGCCUGAUUCAUCUCUUCCUCCUGCUGUGGAUGGCUUAUUGAGAGUUCAUAAGAGGCUUCUUGAUGGUUUAGAGAAUGAUUUCUCCCAUGCUUCUUCAGGUGUGGCCGGGAAGGUUUCUACAAAAAUAUUGGUGCCAGCAUCACAAGCAGGAAGUUUAAUUGGGAAGCAAGGAGGAACUGUAAAAUCUAUCCAAGAAGCAUCAAAUUGUAUAGUUAGGGUUUUUGCAGAAGACCUUCCUGUUUUUGCUCUUCAAGAUGAUAGGGUGGUUGAAGUACUAGGGGAUCCCACUGGGGUUCACAAGGCAAUUGAACUUAUUGCAUCCCAUCUAAAGAAGUUUUUAGUUGAUCGCUCUGUAAUUCCAAUUUUUGAAAUGAAUAUGCAAAUGGCAAAUCCUCAUCGAGUGGAGCACAUGCCACCUCACCAAUCAUGGGGUCCACCUCAGGGUCUUCCUCCAAAUGCCGGUGGAGGUCCUGGUUUUGUACCUACUCCUCAAUACAUGCCACCUCCGCGACCACUUGAUAGUUACUAUCCCCCAGCUGAAAUCCCACCUCCAGUGGAGAAACAGCCCCAUCACGGUAUAUCUGCCUAUGGAAGAGAUUCUUCAAUAGGUGUUCAUGCGUCUUCAAAUACUCAAUCUGCACCUUCUAUAGUGACUCAGAUCACACAGCAAAUGCAAAUUCCCCUAUCUUAUGCCGAUGCUGUUAUUGGAACAGCUGGAGCAAAUAUAAGUUACAUUAGACGGGCUAGUGGAGCUACGGUUACUAUACAAGAAACAAGAGGUGUUCCGGGAGAGAUGACAGUUGAAAUUAGUGGAACCGCUUCUCAAGUCCAAACUGCCCAGCAAUUGAUACAGAAUUUUAUGGCGGAAGCUGGAGCACCAACAGCGGCGGCAGCAGCAACAGGGCAGCAGCCACAAACAGGGGGACCUGGUGCAGAUCAAGGAUAUAAUUCUUAUCAGGCUCAUAGUUCUGUUUAUGCAUCUCCACCAUCCAACCAAGGCCAUACCGGAGGCUAUGGCUCAGUUUAUGGUGCGAACUAUGGCUACUGAGCUGAGCAGUUCUACAAAAUCUGCUCAUUGUUGAAAGUGUAGAAUGCCGGGAACUGAUUGAUGUAAUAAUUUGACGAACAAGGACGCUCUGCUAAAUUAUGCUUCUUUUUCUUCCUCCCUCCAUUUUUCUGAAUCCUUAUGAAUGUGAUUUUUGUAUGGCGCUAGCUUUCUGUUUGUAAUUCUAGUCAUUUGGAAAUACUACACACACUAUCCAUGGCCUGAUGUAUUAUUUACUUGUUUUGGAAAGUUGGUGCACCUAUGACCAUAUGAUGAUACUUGCUCUGCGUCAA
This is a messenger RNA of Arachis ipaensis, 1899 nucleotides long. The record is from RefSeq and is a predicted model, not a curated record. NCBI's taxonomy places the organism in Eukaryota, Viridiplantae, Streptophyta, Magnoliopsida, Fabales, Fabaceae.